Pistacia vera is the source of this 1716-nucleotide messenger RNA. RefSeq names its product transcription factor DIVARICATA-like. The coding region runs from base 635 to 1558 and encodes 307 amino acids. NCBI's taxonomy places the organism in Eukaryota, Viridiplantae, Streptophyta, Magnoliopsida, Sapindales, Anacardiaceae. Gene Ontology annotation, molecular function: DNA binding. The transcript has 2 exons. The record is from RefSeq and is a predicted model, not a curated record.
GGGUUUUUCUCCAUUUCAGCUUUAGUGUUUGUUUCCCACUUAUAUUUCAGUUGCUUUCUCUGCUUCUCAGCUUUAUAAGCUACUUAGAUUAAUGGGUUGUUAUGUUAACUUUAGUUGUUGGAGUUUCCAUUUAUUUUUAAGAGAUUGUUUCUGGUUUUUUUUUUUUUUUAUUUUGUUUGGAGAAAAGGAGUUCACUGUUUCAGAUCUUAGUAGAGAGGUAUUAGGGUUCUGUAUCAAGGGCAAUUUAGAGUUAAUAAUUUUGUGUUUAAAAAUAAAUUUUUUUUUUUUUUUCUGAGAGUUUAUUUUUAUUUAUUUGAAAGUUGUGUCUUUUCAAGAUUCCUUGUGGAGUAUGCCCCUAUAAAUGAAAAAAGCUAUUCUGAUUCCUUGCAAAUGCUUCAUGAUUUAACACUGAUAUUUUUCAUUGUGAUACCUCCACCUCCACUUCUCUACUCUACAUUUUCCUCUCAUAGCUUCUCUGCCUCUUGCUCUGCCUUUCCUCUGUUUCAUCUCUCAACCCAAAAGCUUCAAAUUUUGAAUCACAAAUCACUGUAAAACAAUCAAAAACCUAUCAUAUCACUUCUAAUUCAUUAACAUGUUGCAUUAGUUUUGUGUUUUUGCCAUCAACUUUGCUGUGAUGAAGUGGGAACCAGAAGUAAUCUCCCCUUCACCAUAUCUUUCAACCAACAAUUGGGUUCUUGAAGAUAGCAAGACCACAAAAUGGACAGCCCAAGAGAACAAAAUUUUUGAGAAUGCUUUAGCAAUAUAUGAUAAGGAUACUCCUGAUCGAUGGCACAAAGUCGCGGCGAUGAUCCCUGGGAAGACAGUUGUAGAUGUAAUUAAGCAGUAUAAAGAAUUGGAGGCUGAUGUGAGCAAUAUAGAAGCAGGGCUGAUUCCAAUUCCAGGAUAUAAUAAUACUAAUUCCUCUCCAUUCACAUUAGAGUGGGUUAACAAUCAUAAUAGCUAUGAUGGGUUCAAGCAAUCAUGUGGAAUUGGUGGAAAGAGGUCCUCGUCAGUUCGCCCUGCUGAGCAAGAAAGGAAGAAAGGAGUUCCGUGGACAGAAGAGGAACAUAAGCUGUUUCUGUUGGGAUUGAAAAAGCAUGGCAAAGGAGACUGGAGAAACAUCUCGCGUAAUUUUGUUACCAGUAGAACGCCAACUCAAGUGGCUAGUCAUGCUCAAAAGUACUUCAUCAGGCAGCUCUCUGGUGGUAAAGAUAAGAGGAGAGCUAGCAUUCAUGACAUAACAACUGUAAAUCUGAACGAUGUGAGAACUCCUUCUCCGGACAAUCAAAGCCCUCCUUCACCAGAUCAGUCCACAGGGCUUUCUGAGCAACCUGGUUCUGGUGGCUUGUCCAGAACACAAUUUCAAUGGCAUCAUCCAAAUAAUGGAUCAAUCAUGUCCUUUAGUUCAACACAAGGAAAUAUGUUAAUGACAUCCCCUUAUGGGAUGAACUCAUAUGGUCUAAAAAUGCCAGGACAGAAUCUGCAAAGAGGUGCAGUGAAUGAGCCUUACUUUGGACUUCAAAAUCUGGCUUUUCAGAUGCAAUACCCUCAUGGAUAAGAUGCUUUUUUCUUUGAAGUAUCAGUGGCUCGACCAGCAGCCGUGUUUUCUUUCAACAGCUCAUUAGUAUAGUUGUGUACUUGUAUUUGUGCUUUUUCCUUGUUUUUAUGUAAAUAUAUUUUAUGAAGAAUUUGAGUUUAGUCAUGGUAUUAUUAGAA